AUGAUGGAGGCAAUUCAGAUCCGUCAGCGCGGCUUUGUUCUGCGUGAGGACCACGACAUAUUCUUUUACGACUACCAAUCGCUCGCACCUGACGCGGAGAACAUCAAGGAGCUCGUCGAGGCGAUCUCGUCCAUCCUGGGUACUGGCAAGGAGGAAGGGCAGUUAGGUAAAACCAAGGUGUUCCUGAAACGGGCUAUGGCGUUCAAGCUGCGCAAGCUCGAGGUGCUGCGUUGCAAGUCGGCAGCUCCUGCCAUUCAGAAGUGGGUUCGUAACAUGGCUCGAGCUGAGGCUGCUAUCAAAUCCAACGAAGGCAUGCUAGUUUGUGGCCAAGAGACAUAUGCAGCGUCUACGUCGCAGUGCAUACCGAGUGAUGUACAUCCUUUGCGUGUGGCGAUGAGCAAGUACCAGCGGAUGCGUGCCGAUUACCGUCUUCAGAAUGAUAAGGCCGUGGUUGUACAAAAGAUCGCGCGCUGCAACUUGGUGCGUAGACGGGAUCUGUUGCAUCCGUUUGGCGACAUGGGUCCCAAGGAGCUGGACACAAAUAUUGCGGAGAUGGAAAAGGCCAUUGAAGAUGCAGCGAAACAGCUGGAGGUGCUCCAGGAAGCUUGUAAGAAUGUAAAGGAAGACCUCAACGAGCUGGAGCCGGAGGAACUUGACGAGCGUAUUCAUGCCAUGGAAACUACGAUUGCUGAGGCGAUGGCUGCACGUGACUUCGGUAAGUGCGGUGAUCUGCAAGUGAGCUUGGACGCUCAUGUGUCUGCUCGCAAGAAAAAGCAGAUUCCUGAAGAACUGGAUGCUGAGAUCGAGAAGCUGAACGAGAAACUACACAACUUGAUGACGAAGAAGCAGUUCGACAAGUGCGCCCAGCUCCAUAAGGAUAUUGAUGUCUUAAAGAGAAAGCGGGCUUAG
This is a messenger RNA of Phytophthora nicotianae INRA-310, 909 nucleotides long. RefSeq lists its product as hypothetical. Gene Ontology annotation, cellular component: myosin complex; actin cytoskeleton; vesicle. The transcript has 2 exons. Gene Ontology annotation, biological process: actin filament organization; vesicle transport along actin filament. Bases 1 to 909 code for a protein of 302 amino acids. NCBI's taxonomy places the organism in Eukaryota, Oomycota, Peronosporomycetes, Peronosporales, Peronosporaceae. The record is from RefSeq and is a predicted model, not a curated record. Gene Ontology annotation, molecular function: actin filament binding; microfilament motor activity; ATP binding.